AUGUCGCUCUUCGGUAACGUCGGCGCUACGUCGACAUCGGCAGGCCAAGCAAACACCACCGGUGAUAUAUCGAAAGAUGUCGCUCUCGCUCUACCUCCGGAGGAUAGCAUCUCAGACCUUCAAUUCUCUCCCGCUACCGAUCAUCUCGCAGUAGCCUCGUGGGACAAGAAAGUCCGCAUCUAUGAAAUCAACGAACAAGGCCAGAGUGAAGGAAAAGCGCUCUUCGAUCACGAAGCCCCCGUUCUAAACUGUUGUUGGGCACCGGAUGGAACGAAAGUGGUAGGGGCCGGCGCCGACAAAGCUGCUCGCAUGCUCGAUCUUGCUUCGAAUAGCACGACCGCCGUUCAAGUGGCUGCCCACGAUGCUCCAAUCAAAUGCUGUCAAAUGAUCCCCAACCCGAAUGGAAAUGGCCCCCUUCUCGUCACCGGCUCAUGGGAUAAAACAAUCAAGUACUGGGAUAUCCGAAGCUCGAACCCCAUUGCCACGGUAGAAUGUCAAGAGCGCGUUUACACGAUGGAUGUGAAGAACAAACUGCUUGUUGUCGGAACCGCCGAUCGGUACAUCAACAUCAUCAAUCUGGACAACCCUACCAAAUUUUACAAAACCAUGCAGUCGCCUCUGAAGUGGCAGACGCGGGUAGUCAGCUGCUUUACCGACGCAACGGGGUUUGCGGUCGGCAGUAUUGAGGGCCGGUGUGCCAUCCAGUACGUCGAGGAGAAGGACUCCAACUCCAACUUCAGUUUCAAGUGUCACCGCGAGACUCCUCCCAACCAGCGGGACCUUAACAACAUCUAUUCUGUCAAUGCAAUCUCAUUCCACCCGGUCCACGGUACUUUCAGCACGGCAGGUAGUGACGGCACCUUCCACUUCUGGGAUAAAGACGCCAAACAUCGCCUGAAGGGCUAUCCCUCCGUCGGAGGACAGAUCUCUAGCACGGCCUUCAACCGCACCGGCACCAUCUUUGCCUACGCCGUGAGUUAUGACUGGAGCAAGGGAUACUCGGCCAACACCCAACAGCUUCCAAACAAGGUGAUGCUGCAUCCGGUUGCACAGGAAGAAGUGAAACCUCGGCCGAACACUCGGAAAAGGUAA
Messenger RNA from Aspergillus melleus, 1092 nucleotides. RefSeq names its product putative nuclear pore complex protein (SonA) (gene sonA). Gene Ontology annotation, cellular component: nuclear pore. The coding region runs from base 1 to 1092 and encodes 363 amino acids. Gene Ontology annotation, molecular function: RNA binding; ubiquitin binding. The transcript is spliced from 2 exons. Gene Ontology annotation, biological process: transcription-dependent tethering of RNA polymerase II gene DNA at nuclear periphery; RNA export from nucleus. The record is from RefSeq and is a predicted model, not a curated record. NCBI's taxonomy places the organism in Eukaryota, Fungi, Ascomycota, Eurotiomycetes, Eurotiales, Aspergillaceae.